This is a messenger RNA of Aspergillus caelatus, 310 nucleotides long. RefSeq lists its product as uncharacterized. The transcript has a single exon. Gene Ontology annotation, molecular function: 4 iron, 4 sulfur cluster binding; quinone binding; NADH dehydrogenase (ubiquinone) activity. The record is from RefSeq and is a predicted model, not a curated record. NCBI's taxonomy places the organism in Eukaryota, Fungi, Ascomycota, Eurotiomycetes, Eurotiales, Aspergillaceae. Gene Ontology annotation, biological process: electron transport coupled proton transport; aerobic respiration; mitochondrial respiratory chain complex I assembly. Bases 20 to 214 code for a protein of 64 amino acids.
CCCGAAAUGGGUUAUCAGUAUGGGUAGCUGCGCUAAUGGGGGUGGAUAUUAUCAUUACAGUUAUAGUGUUCUUAGGGGUGUGGAUCGAAUUGUUCCUGUUGAUGUUUAUAUUCCGGGUUGUCCGCCAACACCUGAGGCAUUCUUGUAUGGUAUUUUCCAGUUGCAGAAGAAGAUGAGGCACACCAAAGUUACACGGAUGUGGUAUCGGCGGUAGAAUUAUGUUCGUGGGAUAUAUGGGCACCUUGUAGGGUGAAGGGUAUAUGCAUGGAUCUGCAUUCCAUUUAUUUCUUAUUAUUCUGUGUGCGAUUAG